Messenger RNA from Cryphonectria parasitica EP155, 2904 nucleotides. RefSeq lists its product as uncharacterized. The annotation marks the transcript as partial. NCBI's taxonomy places the organism in Eukaryota, Fungi, Ascomycota, Sordariomycetes, Diaporthales, Cryphonectriaceae. The transcript has 4 exons. The record is from RefSeq and is a predicted model, not a curated record.
UGGUCGAGACUGAUAGCGAACACCCCCUUGGCCGAGAACUCACGACGAGAUGCUGCCAGAGACCCCGUGAGGCGCCUGCGCCGCUUUGAGAAGGAAUAUGGCCAUCUGCUGCAUGCAUGGCGCACCUCAUCCAACCUCGCCAAAGACGAUGAGGCCGCGGAAGAAGUCGAGGAAUCACUACAGGAGUUGACACAUAUCCUCAGCGACGAAACCCGCCGACCCCUCCCGCACCCUUGCAUCGCGUUCUCGGCCACCAAACAGCUCUACCUCCCCAUUGCCAAGAUUGCCACGACGUCGUAUAAUGAAUGGAUCAUAAAGGAGGCUGUUUUGUUCUUCGCAACCCUCGUGGAGAGUGAAGAGGAGGCCUUUGUUGAGAGCGAGGCGUUCGCCUACUGCCUGACAAACCUGCUUGUCAAGAUCACGGGCGCCAACAGCAUACGCCUCGGUUCGGACACGGAGGCGCGUGUAGUCGAGCUAGCCUUCAACAUCACCACCAAGAUUCGCCUGGAGCCCAACAUCCUCCCAGCGUGGUUCAAAUCGCACGGCUCAGGACAGCAGGGGGACGGCCGGGGCCGGGACGAGCGUGACAAGUUUGAGGGGAGGACGAAGAAGCAGGACUUCCCCCUUUUCUACCUACUUGUCGACUACAUCCACCAUGAAGGCAAGGUCGGCGACUUUGCAAGGACAGGUCUGCUCUACAUCAUCGAGGCGGCUUCCAACUCGGUGGAGCUGGAGCAGUGGAUCGUAGAGAGCGACCUCUCGACGCUCAUGGCUACGGGUCUUGGUGCGCUCUAUAGCCAGCUGAGCGGGAAGCUGGUCAUCGACUAUCCGCCCCAAGACCUGCCGCCCAUCUUGGCCUUUUCCGACUACCAGCCUCCCGUUCCCAGCCUCGAGGUCGUGCCGUCAACAUCACCUGAACUCCAGGCUCAUCUUGAGACGUUCCUGUCACAUUUGGUCUUCUGGCAGGAUGUGCUUAAUCACUGCAAGUCGGUCGAGGUCAAGUCGACAUUGCUCGAGCAUUUCCAAAUCAUCUUCCUGCAACAAUUACUCUACCCUUCCCUGCUGGAAUCCUCGGAUAUUGAUGGCGGUUCUUCAGUGGCCGUAUUGACCUAUCUGCGCCAAAUUCUCGAGUCACUGGAUCAUCCUGACAUGAUCAACCUCAUCCUCCAUUACCUGCUCGGCCUACCCGACGUGGUCACAGUCACUCCAGAAGCGACCUCCAACUCCGUUAGUAAGGCCCGAAAACGGAAGUCCAUGGAUCUGGCUACAAUGAUGGCCUCAAAGGCCGACGAUGCUGCCGACCCUCUUCUCUUCACCCUCGUCGACCUGAUCCUCGCUUGUCUCCGAUCGUCUAGCCACCAGACUAUUCAUGUGACCCUUCAGCUGGUGUCAGCCGUCCUGAAGAGGCACCAUCGGUAUGCAGUGAUGACGUUGGUGCGGACCGAAAACCUUUAUGGAGAGAUCCCGCAUCGCACUGCUGGUGCCCAGCAACAGGAGCUCGAAUAUUUAAUGUCGCUUGCUGGCGGAAUUGGUGGCCAGGAUAACUUUGACGAGGUGUACGAGAACAUCCUCAAGGAUACAACUGCCAGAAUUGAGAGCCACCCUUGCUCUUUGAUGCUCACCGCACCCAAGAUCUCCACGACCAACCAUAGAUUCCCCACAGUCUCGGAUUCCUUGCCAGGCGCGCCACGAGACGUCCGCGCCCACACGAUACGGGCUGACGAUCCACUGCUCACCACCCUACUGGACCACCUUGAACUGUUCUUCCUGAACCCGGUCGAGACAAAUCUCGGCAUCACGGAGGUUCUAUUCGAUCUAGCAGUCUGUGGCUUCAUGAAUAUCGAAGGCUGGCUCCUGAGGGCACCGGACAAAUACAUCUAUGAUAACGAUGACUCGUAUCUUCCCCUGUCCCCUACGGGUGAUCAGGACGACCCUCUCGACUUGAAUGCUGAGGACAUCCUCUCCGACGACCCCAAGAAGCUCGAUCAGAUCAACAAAUGUCGACGUAGACCUGUUUGGUCCCCGGCCGACCUUCCGCGGCUCCUCAACAUCCUCCAGCUUCUUUCUGAUGAGGUGACUACCUUCCGCGGAUCAAUACCACGGUUCAGCGACCUCCUCCAGCAACGGCGUGAAGCCUUCCAGAUCGCCGACGCUGGUCCUCUCCCACCUGUACCGAGACAGGCACCUCCCCUUGGCAACUCGGGACAGGGCACGCCGGGACCAGCGCCAUCCAGUAUCCAUACUUCCAGGAGUGGCUCGCCUGUGAGGGCGGGUGGCUUCGAGGGCUUCGCACAGCGACUUCUCAAGGACCUGAAUGACCUAGGCACGCCUAGCCGUGGCAACAGUCCACAUGGCCGGAACCUUGGCAUCACAGGCGCCAGUGGAGGGUAUGGGAUAGGCACACCCUCGUCUCUCAACAAGCCUCCACCGGUGCCACCGAAGGAUCUGCCGUACGAUACCCCUUCCAAGGGCGGCGCGGGCAUGACAAGGCCGUUCUCUCCGUCAGGCGGUCAGAGGCUCGAGGAAGAUCCCAUCAAAGCAAGCCAGGCCGCCGCAUUCCAGGCGAUUGAUCAGCAGAUUCUGGCAAGAAAGGUGGGCAUUUCGACUAAGAAGAAGAAGGAGGAGGAAACGGCACCACUCCAGCUUGGCGGAAACAUCGAGGAGGCGUCGCAGGAUGAUGGAGACGACUCUAUGGAGAAUGAAGACAAGCCACCGCCACCACCUGCCAAGGAUAGCCAGCCCACACCAGCACAACGCAGUGAGCGCAGGGUGCCUCCCGAGGAGAAAAAGGUCUCCGUCUCACAUGUUCUCACCAAUGUGAUCAUCCUCCAGUCGUUCUUGUUUGAGCUGGCGGCUCUCGUUCAGGUUAGAGCUGGUCUCUUUGAUGAAGUGCGCUACGUGUAA